AUGAGUUCUUCCUUGGCCAAUUCGUUUUACAAGGCGAGUCCCCCCGUUCCUGCCUAUUCCAUGCAAAGUUAUGGAAAUUAUGGAAGUGUCCCCGAGGUUCAGUCCCCCAGGUACCGCUUGGAUCUGAGCAUCCCCCUCCCCUCCUCCGGGGCUCCCACCUCCCUGAGCGGCUUGGCCAUGUCUGCGACCCCCCCAUCUAACCCCGAGCGACCUUCCUGCACGGUCAUGGGUUCUUCAGGGCAUCCUUUAACCAGAGACGAUCAAGCAGCCCUAAAUCCCGGGAUUUACAGGCAGAACAGUGGGAACGCGACGCUGGACGAGAGAUCUAAGAGCUCGGCUGAAAUCAAAGCCGAACCCGUUCAAACAGCACAACCAGGAGCACCACAACUCCAGAAGGAGCAGCAGCAACAACCUCCACCGAUUUACCCCUGGAUGACCAAACUACACAUGAGCCAUGAAACGGAUGGGAAACGUUCCCGAACCAGUUACACCCGUUACCAAACUCUGGAACUAGAGAAAGAAUUUCAUUUUAACAGAUACCUGACCCGGAGGAGGCGGAUUGAAAUCGCCAACAACCUCUGCCUGAACGAGAGACAAAUCAAAAUCUGGUUUCAAAACCGGAGGAUGAAGUGGAAGAAAGAUUCCAAGUUGAAAAGCAAAGAGGCUCUUUAG
Messenger RNA from Chaetura pelagica (chimney swift), 672 nucleotides. RefSeq names its product homeobox C5 (gene HOXC5). Gene Ontology annotation, molecular function: RNA polymerase II cis-regulatory region sequence-specific DNA binding; DNA-binding transcription factor activity, RNA polymerase II-specific. Lineage: Eukaryota; Metazoa; Chordata; Aves; Apodiformes; Apodidae. The coding region runs from base 1 to 672 and encodes 223 amino acids. Gene Ontology annotation, biological process: regulation of transcription by RNA polymerase II; anterior/posterior pattern specification. Gene Ontology annotation, cellular component: nucleus. The transcript has 2 exons. The record is from RefSeq and is a predicted model, not a curated record.